Asparagus officinalis (garden asparagus) is the source of this 1073-nucleotide messenger RNA. RefSeq names its product tetraspanin-19. Lineage: Eukaryota; Viridiplantae; Streptophyta; Magnoliopsida; Asparagales; Asparagaceae. Gene Ontology annotation, cellular component: membrane. The record is from RefSeq and is a predicted model, not a curated record. The coding region runs from base 140 to 790 and encodes 216 amino acids. The transcript is spliced from 7 exons.
UAUAAAUUUAGUAUUUCAGGGGGGUUAUAAGGAAAAUUCCUGAAUCGCGCAUCGAUCUUAAUCCCUAAUAAUAAACUCGAGGGGGAUUUUUGUUCUCUCUCAUUCGAAAAGUUGAAAUACCCACGAAUCAAAGGACCAAAUGGGGGGAUUUGUGAGGAUUUGCCUUCAGUCGCUGCUGAAGCUGGUGAAUUCUUUGAUUGGGUUUGUUGGAUUGGGGAUGAUUCUCUACUCUCUUUGGAUGAUUAGGGUUUGGUACAAGCACACGGGUAGCUUCUGGGAUGAUUCUCAUCCUCCAUGGUUUAUCUACACUUUCCUUGGCCUUGGAGUUUCCUUGUGUUUGAUAACUUGCUCUGGUCAUAUUGCUGCAGAAACCACUAAUGGUCAUUGCCUUUCUUGUUACAUGGUAUUUGUCUUUUUGCUCAUUAUGCUGGAGGCUGCUGUAACCGCAGACAUAUUUUUGAAUAGGAACUGGGAAGAGGAUUUCCCAAAGGAUGAUACAGGGAGAUUCAACGAGUUGAAGAAUUUUGUGAAAUCAAACUUUGAAAUGUGCAAAUGGAUUGGCUUGGGUAUCGUUGGUGUACAGGCGUUCUCUAUCUUCCUAGCUAUGGUUCUCAGAGCUCUUGGUCCAGACCAGGGCAGCUUCUACGACAGCGACGAUGAGUACGUACCUGCAAGGCUCCCACUCCUCAGAAACCAGGUGCAGUACACCCCAUAUGUUAUCGAUCCGCAUCCUGCGGUCCGUAAUGAUUCUUGGACCACGAGAAUAAAAGAAAAGGUUAGCAGAGGUUAAGUCUCUUCAAAGGGUUCACUUGGGGGUACCUCAUGAUGUUCCAUGAUAUUUCACUGUGUACAUACGUAUCAUGUAGUUUGGAAUGUACUAUCGUGCUCUGUGGAGGAGAUUACAUGCUUUAAAUGUUAGAUUGGUUGUUUUAUUAACUAUGAUGAAAUUGUUACGUGUAUAGCAUUUUAGUAGAUAAAGAAAACGAAGGCGAGAAAUCUGAUCUCCCUGCUUUAUAGUAUUGCAGAAAUUGUCAUUGAUGUUUAAAGGUUUAUGCUUGGCACGAGUUGCUUCA